Aspergillus wentii DTO 134E9 is the source of this 1503-nucleotide messenger RNA. RefSeq lists its product as uncharacterized. Bases 1 to 1503 code for a protein of 500 amino acids. Lineage: Eukaryota; Fungi; Ascomycota; Eurotiomycetes; Eurotiales; Aspergillaceae. The record is from RefSeq and is a predicted model, not a curated record. The transcript has a single exon.
AUGGCGGGCGAGGACGACUCAAAACCAAACCAGACUACUAACAAUCAUAACUCGCAGCGCGGUCCAGAGGACGAUAACCCGUUCGUUGCUUUCCGUCGUUAUGCCGAUGAGCAGAUAUCCUCGAUGCUUCAGUCCGUAAUGGGGCUCCCAUCGAUGGCAAGCCCCCCAUCAAGUAGCCACUGGGAUGUUUUUGCGAACGAUCACAGAUUUAAUGACCCCAAUACUCGCCAGAGGCAAAACGGUGACGGCAGCGAGGGAGAAUAUCCGACGGGCUCGGGAGCCGGAGAUCAGACACAGGGCUCCACAUCCAACAACGACAAGCCUUCAUCAACAUCCUCACGAUCUCGAUGGUCGGAAUUCGAAAGCCCAUGGCACACUCACCACCAUCAUUAUGGAUGGCAUCAUAACAGUGGCCCUAUCGAUUUAUUUGGUCUCGAUUCGUUUUUCAACAGGUCCUGGUUCGAUGACCACUUGCCCUCGGCGUUUCGUCUCUUUCAUCCGCAUCACCUUCUGUUCCCUGAUAUGUGGGACGAAGAGAUGCCAGGCUGGCCGGUGACAUACCUCAUGUUCAGUCCUUACUCGCCUCUUCAAUUGGAGCGCAACCGUGGCCAUCAUAACCGAGGGGUAUUCUCUUCUAUUAUGUCCUCUCUGAGCGCUUCCGAUCGGGACUCCAGUCAAGAUCCAGCCGAACCUCAGUGGCGCGAGGCUUUCGAAGACCUUUUACGGCUUGAGAAUGGAAAGCCCAUGCUCGAUCGUGAGCCUGCAGCGGCGAGCAGGAAGGAGACUCCAAAGGGCUGGCUAGAGGGCUUGGUGAAAAGAGGUAGUUUGGGGGAUCAAUGGAAGCUGAAUCCCGUGGCAGAUGAGAAUUCUAGCAUAAUGAAUGGCCGAAUGGCGUUCGGAAAAUCUGAUGACCGAGAGAGUUCUCGUGACGUUAAAGAACCAAAGGAUAUUGCAGAUGUGGAAUCUACCGCGGAUGAGAAAGAUCUCGGUGCCAUGACAGAGUUGGAUAUGUAUGAACGCUUCCUUCAAGACGUUGAAUCCCGUGAGCGUGAAUUCUCUAGGGAAUUCUCCGCGAGCCCCAUGUUACGUUUUCUCCUCGAAGACCGACAACGCUACAAGGAUGAAUUAGCCGAAUACAAACGCAAAGGAACAUCCGCAGAAGAUGCAGACACAGAAAAAUGGCUAGAGCUUGCGUCAGGUGGAAACAAUAACUCUGUCUCAGAAGUAGCAGCGCAACAGACUGCAUUGAACCCAUCCUCAUCUGAAGCCUCAGUGUCACAGCCUCAAGUGAUCUCCACGAGAACGAGUACUGAGCGCAUCCGGCUUGGUGAUGGCUCUGUGAAGACCAGAACUGUACAAACAAAACGCUUUGCGGAUGGUCGCGAGGAAAGCAACGAGUCAGUCGAUGUCGUCAACCCGUCUCAGCAAUCGUCAGAUUCUGCCAAUCAGGACGAACCAGCAAAGAAUGGAGACAAAAGUGGUUGGUUUUGGAAGAAUGAGUGA